Amphiprion ocellaris (clown anemonefish) is the source of this 3248-nucleotide messenger RNA. RefSeq names its product tumor necrosis factor receptor superfamily, member 1a (gene tnfrsf1a). The transcript has 10 exons. Lineage: Eukaryota; Metazoa; Chordata; Actinopteri; Pomacentridae. Gene Ontology annotation, molecular function: tumor necrosis factor receptor activity; tumor necrosis factor binding. Gene Ontology annotation, biological process: signal transduction; inflammatory response. Bases 208 to 1389 code for a protein of 393 amino acids. Gene Ontology annotation, cellular component: signaling receptor complex; membrane raft; mitochondrion. The record is from RefSeq and is a predicted model, not a curated record.
CGCAGUGACGCAGCGUUUCCCGUCUGGUUCCGCCUCCUCUCCCUCCGAGCAGCGCGGAGCCGAACCGUCCCGCUGCACCGAACACUCUUCACCGGAACACGGAUUCUGAUGUGAGGACGUCAGGACCGGAGCCGGGCCCGGAGGGACGCAGCGGUCCAGGAGUUCCUCAGCCAGAAGCUUCACAUGGACUGAGGUCCAGAGGAGAAGAUGGAGGCAGCUGGACUCAGAAGAAGACGGAAUAAAAAAGCUCCCAUCGGUACUUUUCUGCUGCUAAUGUCUUUGUUCCUUCCAGCUUCAUGUCUGCUAGAAGAAGUCAAGAAGCAGCCGACGUGUCCACACGGAGACUACCUGACCGAGGAGGGCAUCUGCUGCAACAAAUGUUCUCCAGGGUUUAAGCUGGUGGAGAAGUGCCAUGCUGUGGGCCAGAGGAGCAACUGCACCGCCUGCCCUGCCGACCAGUUCACCGACCAGAUGAACUUCACUCCAAACUGCAGACGGUGUCGACGCUGCAAACAGAAGAAUGAGGAGGUGGCAGCACCAUGUGAGCGACACCAGAACACCGUCUGCCGCUGUAAGAAAGGUUUCUACAGGUUCAGGAUCGACUCGGAAACAUCCGAGUGUCGCAGAUGUUCCACAUGCAGACCAGACGAGCAGCAGGAACACCCGUGCUCCCAGGACGAGAACACGGUGUGUGGAUGUAAGGAGAACUUCUACAGAGGAACCAGAGGAGUGUGUGAAGCCUGCAAGAAUUGUUCUGACGAGUGCAAACUUCACUGUACUUCACCUCCGAUGCUCAACACCAAAGGUCCUGAUAGAACCAACAGUCUGGUCCCGGUGGUUGCUGGAGUUGCUGCAGUUGCAGCCGUGACGCUCGUUUUGGGAAUUUUCAUCACCUACAUGACAACAAAACGCUUCACGAAGAGAAAGCUGCUCAAACCGUCGUCCCAACUGGCCGAGGCUUCCCCCGACUCCUGCCAGGAGUCUCUGGUCUACAGUGAGGAACCUUCGGAGAACAAUGUGAAGGCUCAGAGCUGCGUGAUGGACCAGGAGACAUCCAACCUGCCCGACUGUGUUCCUCUGGAGAUCCGGAUCCCUGAGCUCAUCUACUCGGUGCUGGAUCUGGUUCCGGUGCUGCAGGUGAAGCAGCUGGUCCGGUGUCUGGGCGUGAAGGACUCGGAGAUCGAGCAGGCCGAUCUGGACCACCGGUCCUGCAGGGAGGCCCACUACCAGAUGCUGCGGGUUUGGGCCGAGCGAGGCUCCCGAGCAGCCGGCGGAGGAAGAGCGCUGCUGCUGCCGCUGCCGCUGCUGCAGGAGCUGAUAGACAAACUGAGGCUGAUGCAUCUGGGCCGGGCUGCCGAGGAGCUGGAGACCAAGUACUGCAUCCAGUGACCCGCUGGGGAACCGACGGAACCAAGUAAUGUUCUGAGGAGGCCUCAGACGAAUUCGGUGCUGAAAGAAAGGACACCAAACUUUUCUCGAACUGAACUUCUGUUCAGAACUUUACCCAAAAUAAAUGUUUAUAACACGACGUUCCGACUCAGGUUCUGCUGGUUCUGAGUCAAGAUGAAACCUGCAGGUUCUCCGAUGGGUUGAGCGUAAAUAUGAAGCUGCAGUUGUUAGCAGGAAGUCAGGAAACCGUCUGAAGAUCAGCAGCAGUCUGGAAGUCACUGAAGAAGAUUUAACACAGAAUCACUGAUGUCUGUUAAGAUCUGCAAACAUCAUCCAGAGAAACAAUAUUCACCAUAAACUGACGAUUAAUCAGUUAAUCAAAAACUAUACUAUACUAUAUACUAUAAUAAUUAUUAAGCUAUAAUGAUUCAUUGAUUAAUCAUAAACUAUAAUAAUCAUAAGCUAUAACAAUUAAUCAUGAACAAUAAUGAUUAAUCAUAAGAUAUAAUGAUUAGUCAUAAACUAUAAUGAUUAGUCAAUUACUAAUAAACUAUAAUGAUUAAUCGAUUAAUCAUUAACUUUAAAGUUAGUCGUCAAUGUUUUUAUUUAUUCAUUCUAUAAAUGUGGAUAUUUUCUGGUUUCCAGCUUUUUAAAUCACAUAUUUAAUGUUUUUAAGCCGUAUUUAACUGCAUUUUAAUCCACUCUGUUAUUAUUUCACACAUUUGAUGGUUUUUUUAAUCAAAGGAAAAACUAUGUUUAUUAGGAACUGAAAAAUCCUGAAUAAUUUUAGAUCUCUUAUUUCACAUCCACGUCAAAAAACAAACUAUGACUGUUACAAAUAGUAAUUUGUUCUUUUUUAAGUGUUUAAGUGUAAAAAACAAACAAAAAAAAUCUAUAUUUUUUUGAUAUUUUCUGUUUUACAGUAUUCCACAUUAACACACUUCUGGAACACCUGAUGCCACAUUUUCAAGUUGUUGGAGUUUUUUUUGUCUCGUUUUUGUCAUUUUGUGUCUUGUUUUUGUCAUUUUGUGUAUCAGUUUUGCUGUUUUAUGUCUCGUUUUUGUCAUUUUGUCUCAUUUUUGUCAUUUUAUGUCUCAUUUUGUCAUUUUGUGUAUCAAUUUUGCUGUCUUAUGUCUCGUUUUUGUCAUUGUCUCAUUUUUGUCAUUUUUGUCAUUUUGUGUCUCAUUUUUAUCGUUUUAUGCCUCGUUUUUGUUGUUGUUCUGGUUGAAUUCUUCCUUUUUGACUUCCAGACUGUGUUUCCUGCAGGUGAGCAGAACUUUCCAUCGUUCUGUUUCUGUACAAACUUGAACUGUUGUUUUAUUUGAGCUACAAAUGAUGUUGGACGACUUGUUUCAUGUUUUUAUGCUAAGCUAAGCUAGGCUAAGCUAACUGGCUGCAGCUGUAGCUUCAUAUUUUCUGCCAGUGAGACAGAAAAUCAACACAUUUCCAAAAAGUCAGAGACCGUUUCAGGCUGAUUAUGGAAACAUGUGACAUAUAUAUAUUCGACUGAUGAAUUCUAAAUGUCUGAUUUUAUUCUGUAUUAUACUUUCUUUAAAGAGUUUUAUAUGUCGUAUACUUUAUAACUGUUUCAAUGUGAAUGUUAUUGGGUUUCUCUUUGUUCCACCAGCGUCAUAAAGUUAACUGGUGAUGUUUUAGACAGUUCCCCGCUGCUCAGGUUCUUCCAUAACAGCAGAGUGGAAGGUUUACUGGCAGCAGCUCCUUUAGCAUUCCUUUAUGCCCCAUCAUAGCAGCAUUAUUCAUUAUCCAGGACAUGCCUCACCCAGCACAAACACUCCGGCUGAAGCAGAAAACUGUUCACGUCGAGCUUCUGAACUCUAUUAAACGUCUCCUGAACUGUG